AGCAUUGCUGAUGCUGCCGAUUAUGAUGCCGGUGGUGAUGACAUAGCAGAAUGCAACUCUUCAGAUGAUGAGGAAGAAGCCGCUGCAAUAGAAGACGAUUUGAAUAUUCUUGGUUCCGGAAUCGAGAGCGAUAUUACACAUAACUCUUCAUCAGUUUGUGAACUACAAAAUUGCCCCGAUUUGGAAGAAGGUCGCGAUUGUGACGCUACCAAGGGCGACUGCGCAGACGGCGACGACGAAGGAGAGGAGGACGAAGACGACAUUCAGUUCGGUCGUUCCAGGCUUAGCUGGCCAGUACGAGGUAACUUCAGCAGCGUCUUGGUAACGUUCGACAAAAGGGGAAGCUUUGGCGACGCAGCACGCGCAACCACUCUCACCGACUUCGAGGCCGAUUCGGAAAACAGUGACUGGGAAACAACGCAACACCAGGUGUCCACUCAACGCAAGCCAUACAACGCCACAGUGUGCUCUAAGAAGCGAACAGAAAAUGAAGCGAUUUCAAUGAAUUCAAAGUCAUUCGUCACACCGCUGAUUGGCGAGGAGAGUGGCAACAACGACAUUACCCUAACACAGUCAGACAUUAACACCUCUGCGACUGCCCCAGUCAGCCGUUGCCACCAGGCUCAAGAUGCCGUCGACGGCGUGUUAGACGUGUAUGACCAGCGGGAGAUCGCGUCCGCCAAUGCAUCAUCGAUGUCGAUGAAAACGAAAAUGAAUAACUCGCACACAGAUGGCGACGAGCAACAAAUGCUAGUCCCGAUGAGCGCGUCGUCCACUGUAGCCGCCAAUGUCACAACAAUUUCCAACGCUAGCAUCAACACCAUCUCGACGGCAACGCAGACCCAGCAGAAACUGCAAACCUUGCACAAUAACAAACAGGUUGGCGGCGCACCGAUCAAGCAAAAGAGCAUCGCCGUCAUUUCACCCAACAACAGUCACAACAAUAAAUCGCCGACCGUGUUGCGCAAACGGCAGCAGCAACACCACACCGACAUCUCCAAGUUUAAUCGAUCUAAUCGUAAGUCGAAAAAUUGUGCCGUUUUCUACUUCAAACACCUGGACACCGACAACGAGACGAACUGUAGCAGCUUUGGCGACGCCGCCGAUGCCGAUGCAAGUGGGGGCCAGCCCGACGGUCGGGACUUGUCGUCUUCGACUUCACAGACAAGCGAAAUUGAACUGCCGUAUUCGGUUCGUUGCCGCGCUAAACACGGUGUUCCUUCAACAAAUAAAACUCAAAAGAAACAUAAACAAACGCAGCAGUCGGAGGCCAGAAGAGGUCUAUUGCCUCCCCGCUCUCCAAAUAAGUCGACGAAGACGCCACAGUCGAAAGCGCGUGAAAGUGACGACGCCAGUGCAAUUAACGUCACAAAG
Rhagoletis zephyria (snowberry fruit fly) is the source of this 1374-nucleotide messenger RNA. RefSeq lists its product as uncharacterized. The record is from RefSeq and is a predicted model, not a curated record. Lineage: Eukaryota; Metazoa; Arthropoda; Insecta; Diptera; Tephritidae.